AUGGACCCGCAACUCCUUCUCUUUCGGCGACAAUAUCUCCAGCUAGUGGAGCCCGACUUCCUAGCAUGGCCACCGAAAGUCCUGCUCAAAGAUCCCCAUAUACAGUCAUGGGUAUACAAGAAGCUAUUCGAUGCAAAGCAUACCAUCCGGCUGCCACCAGAGCAAUACCAGAUCCGAGCCCUCAAGCCGCUACUAGCCAAGAUAGAACAGUCCAUCGAUGACGAAGAAGAAGAUGAGAUCUCAGACGAACUCAUGACCCAUUUCUCUACUCUCAUUGCCACCACUCUGCCUCCUGAAACCACAGCAGUGCAGCAAAAGACAUACGUAACCUUCAGCUGUCUCCCGCCUUCUGCAUCUACAUCAUUGGAUGAUAACGGUAAUGAGCCAACGGCCACACUUCUAGAACGCAGACACCUGAUCUCUGGCUCAAGAACGACUGGCUUUCGCACUUGGGAGGCGGCACUACAUCUUGGUUCGUACCUUAUGACCUCGGACGGACGGCCACUCGUGCAGGGCAGGAAUGUGCUGGAACUUGGAGCUGGGACUGGGUUCUUGUCUAUCCUCUGCGCCAAGCAUCUUCAAGCGAAGCACGUUACUACUACCGACGGUGACGAAGGCGUGGUAGAGUCUUUGCGAGAAAAUCUGUUCCUCAACGAUCUCGACGAUGAGUUGAAGGUACUGACGAGUAUACUGAGAUGGGGUCAAGGUCUACGAGGGACAUGGGUUGAAGAAGAUUGCGAGUCAUGGCCGUACGAUGUCGUUGUUGGCGCAGACAUUACAUACGACAAAGUGGCUAUCUCUGCACUCGUGGCAACUCUGCGAUCACUUUUCGACAUGCGUCCACAGCUGGAAGUCAUCAUCUCGGGUGCAGUACGGAACGCAGAAACGUUUGAGACGUUUCGACAUGCUUGCUUAGAGGACGUUGAGUUCCAACCCAAACCCAUGCGCGAGCAGAUUGCACUCUUCUAUGCUACUGCCGUUCCGCUGAAAAUUUUGAAGAUAUCUCGACCAGAUCCGAAUUGA
Messenger RNA from Recurvomyces mirabilis, 1023 nucleotides. RefSeq lists its product as uncharacterized. Lineage: Eukaryota; Fungi; Ascomycota; Dothideomycetes; Mycosphaerellales; Teratosphaeriaceae. Bases 1 to 1023 code for a protein of 340 amino acids. The record is from RefSeq and is a predicted model, not a curated record. The transcript has 4 exons.